GUAGCUCUAAAUGCUACCAGUUCACAUGACAAGACAUGGCUUACUCAGUCAGUGUGGUUAUGACCGACUCUUAACCGCGUUUAGAGAGCGUUUUUUCCCAGUGGGACAUGCUUCCUGAAUACUAAAUAACUGUUAUUCUCUAUCUCCAGACAGCAGAGAAACGUAAGCUACAACAGCGACGCUUCAUUUUUUGCUAACGGUCCGUCAAGUCAAGUGCAGUUUGUGCUGCGCCGCACCGUAGACCCACCUGCGCCCGAAGCAGCGACGACAACAACACUGCUCCGGGUUUUUUCCCCCGCCACCAUCGGUCUUAACAGAAGGACAAAAAAGUGAAUUCUGCUUCGUGGUGUCGUUUAACCUGAAGGAUGAAACUCUGUCACGCUUUGGCCUCGCUCAUCAUCGCCUGGUUAACGGUUUUAGGCUGUAUUGAGGCUGUUACUUUUGAGGUGAAAGAGGGGAACUCCACUUGCAUUAAGGCUGAGCUCUCUGCAUCAUUCUCCAUCACAUACAACACCUCCAACAGCACAAGUACAGUGCAGGUCGCUCUGCCUGACUCCGCCACAGUCGACACAGGCAGGAGCUCCUGUGGCACAGACGGCGGCUCACCGUGGCUGGUGGCGGUGUUUGGACCCGGCCACACACUGGGGCUGAGCUUUUCAACCAAUGGGAGUCUGUACAGCAUCGCUAACCUGACGCUGCAGUACAACCUCAGCGACGCAUCAAUCUUCCCUGAGGCCAACAGCUCUGAUGUGGUCACUGUGGUGUCGGCUUCAGUUGGGAUCUGGGCGUCAAUCAACACCACCUACCGCUGUGUGAGCCCCACCACUUACAGAGUUGGUGGAGCAACUGUCACUUUCUCUGACAUGAGGCUAGAGGCGUACAUGCCCGGAAAUGACCUGAGUCCCACAGAAAGUGUAUGUAUGGCGGACAGGGCUGGUACUACAGCUCCUCCUACCACUGCUGCUUCUACUACAACAACAGCUCCACCAGCACCAACCCCUCCUGGAACACCUGAGCGGGGUGACUACUCUGUAAAAAACAGCAAUGGCACAGUUUGUCUCUUGGCCCAGAUGGGACUCCAGUUUAACGUCUCCUAUGUCUCUAAAUCUCAGAAUAAGACUGUCCAAGAUUUAGUAAACCUGACCCCCAACCUGACAAUAUCAUCAGGAUCAUGUGAAGCCAGCAGAGCUACCUUGGUUUUGACACAGGAGCAAACCACCAGACUCAGCUUCACCUUCACUCUGAACUCCACAUCCAGCAAGUACCACCUGAGUGGGAUAGCUCUGUUCGCUAAUUGGUCCGAUAUGACUGCUCCCUUCUCAGCCAGUAACACCAGUCUGAACUACCUGCGCAGCACGCUGGGCCGCUCUUACAUGUGCAACGCAGAGCAAACUUUAGUUGUGGAACCAACCUUCUCUCUCAACACAUUCAGACUGCAGGUCCAACCUUUUGGAGUCACCACCAGCCAGUUUGCUACAGCGGAGGAGUGUCAGAUGGACCAAGACCAGAUGCUCAUCCCCAUCAUUGUUGGGGCAGCUCUUGCCGGCCUGGUGCUGAUUGUGCUCAUUGCGUACCUAAUAGGCAGGAAGAGGAGCCACGCUGGAUACCAGACCAUCUGAAUAGACCCCUCAUUAACUUAAACCUGACAGACUGAUCAGCAGAGAGAUGAACCUUUAGUGAGUAAAUGAGCGAGUGGACGUGAGUAUGAGUGAAUGGAAGCAGUUGUUUCUCUGUGGUGAGUGCAUGUUUCCUAUGUGACCUCUGGAUAUUUUUAUUUUCCCUUCACUUUUAUCUGUGGAAUGAUGAUGAGAAGCCAAAUACCUGCUAAGUUUUGAUGGUGUGCAUCUUAAUGAAGCUUCAGAGGACUGAGUCUCCACAUCAUCAAGGAUGGAGGCAGUUUGCGUUUUGCUUUAAUAAGUUCACCAUCAGCUGUUUGGAUCUACUCUUGUUGAAUUUGCUUGAACUGCUGUUUGUUGUUUUUAGCUAUGUAAUUAUUUAUAUAUAAAAAAAAAACAAUAUCCCAUGCAGUUAAAGAGGGAGAGACAAACUAACUGGAUAAAGUUUAAGUUCCUGUGGCUUGUCCACUCUUGGUCAACAGUCAAAGUAAACAAGUAUUUUUUUAUAACAUCAUGAGCACAAGAUAAUCCCAGUGACUCUAAGAGAAGGGAAAACUCUGAAUGUGUCUUUUUCAAUCAUAUUCCUCCACAGUGGAGAUCGAUAAAAGCCUGAACUGUGCCUGUCAGUGCACUGAGGCACAGUAAGGUAACUAACUGGUAACAAUGAUGGUAAAAAUGUGGAUUGCUGCUUUGUGUAAACAGCGUGCAGUCCAGCCAUGCGAGUGCGACUCUAUUACUAAAAUUCAUUUAACAGGACAAGUGAACAGGUGCAUGGGUUUCUAUUCUCGCUUUUCCCGCCACCCUCUCCCAUGUUAAAAGAGAUGUUAAUAUGAAUUGUAGUGAUUUUAUCUUUUAUUUUUAUAGAAAAUGAUGUGAUCUCGUUUUCUAUUAUGCAUCUUACUGAAAGUUAAUAAAAAUCUUAAAAAUC
Molecule: messenger RNA, 2544 nt
Organism: Lates calcarifer (barramundi perch)
Lineage: Eukaryota; Metazoa; Chordata; Actinopteri; Centropomidae
Gene: lamp1a
Product: lysosomal associated membrane protein 1a
Exons: 9
Coding region: 366-1619 (417 amino acids)
Cellular component (GO): membrane
Source: RefSeq, a predicted model, not a curated record